This is a messenger RNA of Planococcus citri (citrus mealybug), 1392 nucleotides long. RefSeq names its product metallophosphoesterase MPPED2. The transcript has 5 exons. The record is from RefSeq and is a predicted model, not a curated record. Gene Ontology annotation, molecular function: hydrolase activity. Lineage: Eukaryota; Metazoa; Arthropoda; Insecta; Hemiptera; Pseudococcidae. The coding region runs from base 268 to 1212 and encodes 314 amino acids.
ACAAUAACAAACUUGAAACUGGUUUCUCAUGCAAUUAGCAAUGAAAAGUGCAUCAUUACAUUAAUUGCAUCUCAACGAUGCAUCGUUAUUCAGCCUUUGAAAAUGCUGCAAUCUUCCAGUGUCCAGCAUCAGAUGUGUAAGUGAGAAAGCAAGCGGAAGUACGUUGCAACGCAUUUUCAUAAUAAUAUAACUCUGGUUCAGCGAGCAGAAAACGCAGUGACACCGAAUCGUCCACUUACGGUUACGAUAUCCAUGAUUUAACCAUUAAUGGUAAUAAUAAAAUUAUUCAAAAAAGCGAUUUUCAGUAAAUUAGCGAACAUGAAAAUCGCGAUACACAGCUUGACCGAGAAUCCAACUGCGGCGUGGGAUGUGAUAUCAAAAACGCAGAAAGUGUUCAAAAUAAAUGUUGCGGCGCCGAAAACAAACGUCACCGAUAACAUGGUGCGCGUCGUUUGCAUGAGUGACACGCAUUCUUUAACAUCGCAUCUAAAAUACGAUAUCCCAGAAGGCGACAUAUUUAUCCACGCCGGCGACUUUACCCGAUGCGGCGGCGAAGAAGAAGUCGUGAAUUUCAACACUUGGCUAGAAAAACUUCCUCACAAACACAAAAUAGUCAUCGCCGGUAACCACGAAUUGAGUUUUGAUCCGACGUUCACCCAUCCGUUGACCAACAGAAUAUCCUACCAACGAGGCAAUCGAGUAGACGAAAUACCCACUUUAGGACUCGACAGAAACGAUCUGAAACAGGCAGUGGAAAAACCUGAUAUCAGACAGAAGCUUACCAACUGCGUAUAUUUAGAAGAUUCGCAAAUAAGCGUGUAUGGAAUAAAAAUCUACGGAACACCGUGGCAACCGGAAUUUUGUAACUGGGCGUUUAAUUUACCUCGUGGACAAGACUGUUUGGACAAAUGGGAUUUGAUACCGGAAGGUACGGAUAUCUUAGUCACGCAUGGGCCACCGUUGGGUUUCGGCGAUUUAUGUUGUACCGGAGCACGCGCAGGCUGCGUCGAACUUUUGUCCACGGUGCAACAGCGAGUACUUCCUAAAUAUCACAUAUUCGGACAUAUUCACGAAGGUUAUGGAGUAACUUCGGAUGGCAAAAUCAUCUUUAUCAACGCUUCGACCUGCAACAUCAAUUACCUUCCUAUCAAUCCACCGGUCGUGUUUGAUAUUCCUUUACCGCCGGGAGUAACUAAAAACGAUUUUAACUGAAUUUUAUCGCUCUCUUAUUAAUAAUACUCUUGUUUUAUGUUCGUACCUGUAAUUCUUCGCGUUUUUAUAUUCCUAUUUUUUUCCUAAAAAUGACUAUUUUAAUAAGCUCGUUUGUUCAUUGGUUUGUUCAGUAUUAUGUUCUAGGUAUUUGAAUGAAUCGAAGAAAGUUUUUAAUCGAUA